Iphiclides podalirius (scarce swallowtail) is the source of this 429-nucleotide messenger RNA. The record is from the annotation of a GenBank genome assembly. NCBI's taxonomy places the organism in Eukaryota, Metazoa, Arthropoda, Insecta, Lepidoptera, Papilionidae.
AUGCUCAAAAACGGUGGUCUUAGCCUCUUAACAGUCUUCGCUGUUGUCCGACCAGAGAAGUACCACGGCCUCACAGCACAGGGCCGCGAGUCUGCCGUUUGCCGCGCUGUGUUUGGGCGUAGCGGUCGGCAGAUCGACCUGCCGAUGCUCCAGGGCUUUGGAUCCGGUGUGCGGCUCCGACGGUACCGAAACAUGUGCUUCGUGGAGUGCGCGCGCUUGCACCACCAGGACUUAACACUGACCAGCGAGGGCCCUUGCGAGCCCAUCCCGACCGUAUUCGCUACCACCAAACUCCCCAGCGAAGAGUUUUCCCGGCCCGGGUUCAGCACCAUCCGCGACCCCGAUAGCUCGGGGACUUGCACCUGUCCCAGAAAUGCCAACCCUGUCUGCGGAAACGACGGCUUAACCUACUAUAACCCGUGCAUGCUC